Molecule: messenger RNA, 1738 nt
Organism: Sclerotinia trifoliorum
Lineage: Eukaryota; Fungi; Ascomycota; Leotiomycetes; Helotiales; Sclerotiniaceae
Source: the annotation of a GenBank genome assembly
UGUGGCCCAUUAAAAUAUAGGAAUUAAGACCACAAUCAUAUAAUUGUGCAUACAGUUUUGAGAAUAUUCGUGUACCUGAAACCCUGAUCUGUAGUGGUGGAUAAUUUGACAAAGAUCUGACACUCCAAUACAUCUGCGUUAAAGGGAUAUAGGUUGAAAACGACAGCAGCUAAUCUGCAACUCAGAAGCAUACUCUAGAUCAUGCCGUCAUUUCAUCCAGAAACUUUCAGUUCCAAUAGGAAGUUCGAAGUCUACACUAAUACGUACCCUCUUAUUCCAGGCCUUGUUCUAGUCGGGUGGUAUAUCAAAAUCCCCAAUCUGAAAAGCGGUAUGCCCGACAUACAAAGCUCGGGGGACGCCGCAGCGAUUGAGGCUACUCAAGAACUUGUCCUAAGACGCAGUGGACAACACAUUCGUAUCGGCAAACACGGCAUAAUGUUGUUAUCUGGUAUGCUUUAUGACUAUCAGAGGAUGAAGCUAUCUACCGACGAAGACGAUGGACGUGAAAUGCGCUCCAAAGACCGGCGUGUAUCCUCAACAAAGGUUGGUAUUGUGAGAGGAUGUCAAAUCGCUGAAUUUAGGAAGACUUUUGAACACCUCCAGAUAUCCGAGGACAUGAAGAAAGAUCACACAAGACACAUCAAUCUUCUAGCUCGAAAUCUUAUUCAGACAGGCUGUUUGGAAUGGCCUCGAUAUUGGGCUGCCUGCAAACGACCUUCUAUUUUCGACAAGAAGACGAUAGAAACCGAGCGUGUGACUCUUCUCAAACCUUCACGGAGGCCAUAUAGCUAUGGCUGCUGCAAAGAAUACAAUGAAGCACCCCCUACACAACAGGAGAAGGUUCCGCCUGGACCGUCCAAGGCGCAAAUCACUAUAGACCAGCAGACACCUCAAAUUUCGGCGCAACAAGACCAUCACAUGGCUCCAUUAACGUUAGAAAAUCUAAGUGUUGUUUCCGGGGGGCACAAAACACAAGUCUGUCCACGUAGUCAUAAGAGUAGACGUUCAGGCACAGACAUAGAGCGCGUCCACCACAAGGGCAUACAAACCGCAGACUCCGCAGACAAAAAAAUUGAUAUCCAAGCCCCAUCUACUAAAAGGCCUCAUUCAAGACGAGCAAAAGUGAUAUCCCUGUACGGCGAAGACUCAGAUCCAGGUAGUAGCAAGCAAAGAUUUGCUCCUCCGUGGCACGAUAUGCAUUUCAGUCGCAAGUCAUCAAUAUCGUCCGAUUAUCCUGCUACGUCAGAUUCAGGAUUGGGGUCAUCGGUAGCAUCAACUACAUCUAGAUUUCUCCAUGCAAGCUCCAGCUUUAAACCGAAAGCUAGGCUUGAUCUGAAUGUAGGUGGUCGCGAUAUUCAUGUACUUCAUGGACCGGGUCGAACGUAUAAGCCAUCUUCCGAUGACGGUUAUGAAACAGAGUAUAAUAUCAAAGUAAGGAAACCGAAGAAACAACUCGGACCUAACCACGUUGCUGCCAUGGCGGUUUAAUCAUGUUUCAAAAUUAUCAUUGUUUUUUAUUUGUCUUUACUUGUUGUUUAUUGUAUUAUCUGAGCUAUGCUUGCUCCUCUAUGCUUUUAACGGUGGCGUUGAAGAAAUAUAUACCCUAUUGCAAGUUGAAGCAUUAUUGAUACCAGCAAGAUAGUGUGAUGUGGCAUAUACCUAGCUCUUUCUUCUAAGAUUUGACACCGCAACAAGCUUGAAUAUUUAAUCUCAGAGCACUGUAUUAGAUGUGUCACUG